CGGUGCUUGUUUUCUGCACUAGUUCAUCAUGCAGUGAACCGACGUUGUAACGAAGCUAUCGCGAAAUCUAAUUCCACAAUCCAAAACCCUAAUCCCCAUUUUAACAUCUUCAACCUUCUUGCGACGCGAUUCGUUGCGCCAUUUUUCCAGGGACGUGAAAAUUUGAAAAUGGGGUCACUUGGAACAUUUCACUGACCAACGGGAAGGUUCUGACUUAGGGGUGGCGAAGUAAUUGUUUUGGAGAUGAGGAGCAUCGAACGGUUGCCUGAGACUACUCACAGCUCGGUGCGGUCCGGGGUCGUGAUAUGUGAUUUGACGAGGAUUGUUGAGGAGUUAGUGUUUAACAGCCUUGAUGCAGGUGCUACUGAGGUUGCAGUGUCAGUAGGGGUUGGUAGCUCCUACCUCAAAGUGGUGGAUAAUGGAUCUGGAAUUACGCGGGAUGGACUACUGCUAUUAGGAGAACGAUAUGUAACAUCCAAAGUUGAUUACUUGGCUCUGGAUGCCAGUACUACUGAAAACCUUGACUAUCAUGGAGAAGCUCUGUGCUCGAUUUCUGAUGUUUCUCUGUUGGAGAUUGUGACAAAAGCAAGAGGGAAAUCAACUGGAUACAAAAAGAUACUGAAGAAAAGGAAGUGUGUGUUCAUUGGAAUCAAUAAUGACAGAGAAGAAGUGGGAACUACAGUCAUAUCUCAUGAUAUAUUUUACAAUCAGCCUGUUCGAAGAAAACACAUGCAAUCCAGCCCCAAGAAGGUGCUGGAUUCGAUCAAAAUGAGUGUGCUUAGAACUGCCCUUGUUCAUGUUAAUGUGUUCUUCAGAGUUGUUGAUGUGGAAAGCUUAGAUGAGCUGCUUUGUGUUGGACCUUCAGCUUCCCCGUUACCAAUACUUUCUACAUAUUUUGGCAUUGAGAGUUCAGCUAGUUUCCACAAACUGGUUCUAUCUGAUAGAGAAUUGAAUCUUUCUGGGUAUAUUUCUGAGCCUCAUGGAAUCUUUUCUCCGAAGGCAAUCCAGUAUGUCUACAUCAAUUCAAGACUUGUUUACAAGGGACCCAUUCAUAAGCUAGUGAAUCAGUUGGCUGCUAAAUUUGAUUUGUCCAGCCCCUGGCAGCUUACCACCAGUUCUCAAAGGAUGAAGCAGAAUAAGUACGACAAAUGGCCAGCCUUUAUUUUGAAUCUACAAUGCCCAACAUCUUAUUAUGAUAUUAUUGGUUCUGAGCGAUUGAGGACCUCAGUUGAAUUUAAGGACUGGGCACCCGUCCUUACUUUCAUAGAGGAUGGUGUGAUGCGUCUUUGGACCAAAAAUACUUCUCAUGAUAUGUUAGGUAAUCCUGAAAGUGGAAAAAGAAGGUGCCAGACACAGACCAGCGUAGUUCCUCUAGAUGUUUGCUCCUCUGACUGGGAUAAGCCAUACGAAAACCACGAUAACUCACUGGCUUUAGAAGAGACCACAUAUGAAUCUGGAAAGUCUUGCAGAGAAGUUCUUGAGUUUGAAAAUUUUGAGGCAGAGGCAGAUUUACUACCUGAAAAUGACUACAUAAGCCAAGCAUGUGAUGGAUCUAUGGUCGGUGAGAAAGGAUUUAGGGGAAAAGAGACAUGUGAUGGAUCUAUGGUUGGUGAGAAAGGAUUUAGGGGAAAAGAGACUAUAAACCAAAUUUCUCCUUGGUGCGUUUCCUCACCAUUACAUGUGGCAAAAACAUAUGGUCGAAAGAAGGAUGACCUAUCUUCAGCUUUAGGGUACGCCUUACCUGCAACCAAUGAGAAUGUGGACAGCAGGUCAAUAGCGGGUGGGGCUUCUAUUGAUUGUCAUUAUUUUGGUGAUAAUAGACAUAUUGAUGAGGAAUGUGGCAUAUCAUUUCUUAGAAGUUGCUCCUUUGACAAAAGCUUGAUGAAAGAGAGAAGAUCACCUUCAAAGGAUGCGAGAUUUGAAUUUGGACGAGAUGGCAGAGCUAAAAGAAGGCGGAUUGAUUGUUGUGAUAUCGUGGAAGAUGAUAUCAAUUCAGUGAUGUUAGGAGGUGAUGUUGAGUGCAGUGCUCUCCAACCAUUUCAGUUUUCUCCAGUGACCAGACAUGAUAUCGAUGGAAUGUUGGAGUCUCCUGUAAGGGAUUCAGUGAAGUCAUCUUUCCUGGGGAAUAAUCUACCUGACUCUGAGCAAUUUUGGGAAUCCACUUCUAGUUUGCAUUCAUUCAGAUCUGGAUGGUCUCCUCGAACUAGAAUGGAAACUGAGAUCAAGUUUCUUGACUAUAGGACUUAUCCAAUUGAGAAAAUUUCAGUUGAAGGUCACCCUGGAUUAGGCAAAGAUAUUUUACACAGAUGUCCUAUUCAAGGAGAAAUUCUUGGAGAUACAAAAUAUAAUAGGCUGCAGCAGGAUUGCUCCUUCACGAACCAUUCCCCUGAUGAGGAAAUUGGUGAAACUCUGUUGGAUUUUGAGAAUUUGUUCUCUUUAAAGCCUUUCAAGAGAUUAACAGAUGCAUACUGGUCACUGUCACCCGUUCACUGUGAAGAAAGUCCCAAGAAUUUUACAGGGGCACCAUCAGAUGACACUUCUCCAGAUGAGCGUGAACAUGGAAUGCACAAUUGUAGGAAUCAGGGGACACUGCUCAACAAAAAAAUGUGCUUCUCUAAAAGCCAUCCAGCUCCACCAUAUUACUCGACCAAGAGAGGAUUUCUGGAUUUGACUGACACCAUGUCCUUGUCUGUAAUAAAAUCACCUGAGAGCAUCUUUGGCGGAUAUUCCUCCAUAGCGGCUGGUGACUUUAGCAAUGAACAACUUCGUGUAGAAGACAUGGGCUUUAAAUGUUCAGAUAAACCUGAUGGUCAAUUCUACUUGUCGCCAAGGGGAAAGCAAGUCAUGGAUUGCACAGCUUCUAAAAGAUCAGUGCUUGAAAUAAAACCUGAAAGCACAGCAGUUCAGAAAAAAGGAAAAAAAGAAGAGGAAUUUACCAACAUUGAGCCUGUUGAGUGUCUGGGUUCGAAAGAAAUUGAGGAUUCUUUAGACUCCAGGUGGAAAUGGAGAAAUUGUAGUUUGGCCACUGCAGGUAAUAGCAGCUCAGACAUUAAAAGAAAUCAGGACGGGAUCCUUAACAUCUCUGAUUCCUUGCAACUUGAUGGCGCCUCCUUGGUUCCUAAAUCAGUUGAGAGGGCUUGCCUUGAGAAUGCUAAAGUUCUCGAUCAGGUGGAUAAGAAAUUCAUUGCAAUUGUGGCUGGAAAAACCCUUGCUAUAAUUGAUCAGCAUGCUGCUGAUGAAAGAAUUAAACUGGAGGAACUACGAAGUAAGGUAUUAUCGGGAGAAAUGAAAACUAUCAAGUAUCUGGAUUCUGAGCAUGAACUGGUCUUGCCUGAAAUUGGUUAUCAAUUACUUCACAAUUAUGCAGAACAAAUUCAAACUUGGGGUUGGAUUUGCAAUAUACAUUCUCAGGACUCAAAUUCCUUUACAAAACAUUUAGAUUCUCUACACAGGCAGCCAACAGUAAUCAAACUUCUUGCGGUACCUUGCAUUUUGGGUGUGGUUUUAAAUGAUAUUGAUCUCCUAGAGUUCCUUCAACAGCUUGCCGACACAGAUGGGUCCUCAACCAUACCACCAUCCGUUCACCGUGUCCUAAACAGCAAAGCAUGCAGGGGGGCGAUUAUGUUUGGAGAUACAUUGCUGCCUUCAGAAUGUUCCCUCAUUGUCGACGAGCUGAAACAGACUUCACUUUGUUUCCAGUGUGCUCAUGGCCGACCAACAACCGUCCCUCUUGUCAAUCUCGAAAUCUUGCAUAACAAAGUUGCGAGGCUUGGUUUAGACGCGUCCUGCUGGCAUGGCUUACGGCAACAUAAACUAAGUUUAAAGCGUACGUCUCAGCGGCUAAGAUCUGCUGUAUCCUAAACCGCCCGCUUAUGUGUUGAUAAAAUGAGGUUUACAAAAUUUGUUGAAGAACCAUCCGCAAUAUCCAUGUUGUAAUUGAUUGUAUAUUAGACAAAUUCAAAACGGUGAAAAGAGAGAGGUGUUUCCAAUUUGUGUGUAUACUUGGUCACAUUGUAAAGGAUAAUUGGUACUCUUAUGUUCCUUUAGAACAAAAAAUAUCUCUUUUACCAAAAAGCCAGACUUA
Molecule: messenger RNA, 4084 nt
Organism: Salvia splendens (bonfire salvia)
Lineage: Eukaryota; Viridiplantae; Streptophyta; Magnoliopsida; Lamiales; Lamiaceae
Gene: MLH3
Product: MUTL protein homolog 3
Exons: 25
Coding region: 244-3861 (1205 amino acids)
Biological process (GO): mismatch repair
Cellular component (GO): mismatch repair complex
Molecular function (GO): ATP hydrolysis activity; ATP binding; ATP-dependent DNA damage sensor activity
Source: RefSeq, a predicted model, not a curated record